AUGCUGAGGUCGCGCACUUUGGGGAACAGUGCGUCACAGACCUACAGCAAGCUGUGUGAAAGUCACAGCGAGUCCUGGAUGCGGUGUUGUAUACGGUACCUCGGGGAGUGCAAGCAGUUUCUGGCCUUGGGCAUUGGGCGGCAGUUCACUGAUCCACCGGAGAUGCCCCCGGUGCCCUCACCCGUCUUGCUUCUGACAGUCUACAACCAUGACGUGCUAUCGCGGCUGGACGAGGUGAAGGCCAGGGUCACCUCCGUCUUUGGGACCAUCUUAAAGAUGGACUCUACCAAGAAGGUGACUAAAAAGCUUGCGGGUACCGCUGCAGACACGGCCGCCUGGGUUACCAACGUCGGGCGAGGGCCUGCUCCCCAUGGCGGCUGGUCUCAUGGAACGGUACCGGCUGGCCGGGGUGGCGCCCCCCCCCAGCUCAUGUACGUGGACCGAGACUGCUGCUCCAGCUUCGGCGGAUCAAAGACAGCUGCCAUGUUCAAUGACUGGGACCAGCUGGUGGUUCGGCUGGACAUCUGGCACCUGAUGGGGCGGUUCGCGUCAGGCGUCACCACUGAGAGCCACCAGCUCUACGGUCCCUUCAUGCGGCAGCUGUCAGCCUGCAUCUUUGAGUGGGAUGCAGGCGAUGUCCGCCGACUGCUGAAGGCCAAGAGGUCUGAGAUGGAGAGGAAGCACGGGAUGGUCGGCCUCACCGAGGCAGAGGUUUCGAGGAAGAUCGGCAGGAAGGAGAUGGCACUUCACUGCCGGCGUCGUACGCGUGGAGCUGCGGCGACCGAAGUCCUUCUCCUUGACCUCCUCGAGACCUUCAACAGCGAGAAGGGGGUCGACACCCUGGGCAUCCCGUUGCUGGACUCCAUCCGCAUUCAGGCGAUCUGGAAAGAGCAGAGACGCCACCUCCACUGCAUACAGGACCCACCCGGUGUACAGCUGUACACCGAGACCGGCAAAAUCACCAAGGGCGGCGUGAUGUUGCCGGUUUAUCGCUGCGCACGGGGCUCCACAUCCUUGGAGUCAUUCCACCUCCACCUCAACCGGUUCAUCCCAGGUACCAAGGCAAAUGCAAUGCAUUUCCAGGCAUUCCUGUUGGAUGGACUGGUGAGGUGGAACGAGGACCGUGCGCGGGCGGCAGUGGAGGGAAAGAACAGGAAGCCCCUGCUCUCCUACAGUGGCCACCUGCAGCACAUCCUUAACCUUAACAGCCAAAUUGUGCUUGGCAAGGAACAGGUUAAGGACUACACCAAGCCUAGCGAGUACACAGGGGAACUCCUCGGAGUGGAGUACCUGUACUCGCAGACUGGCAGAGUGCUGCAGGAUGUCAGCGCGGACCCUGACCUUCCGGAAGAGGCAGCCGCCGUCGAGCAGCUCGACGAGGAGGACGAGGGCUUUCAGGAGGAGGAUGUAGACCAGACAGUCCACAUCCCCCAUGUCCCUCCUAUGAGCGCCCCGUCCUCCAGCUCAGCGGCACCUCUUGUCAGGGGGACCUGCUGACGCACCCAGGUCUGGGCCAUCCAGUCCCACCGCCCCUGAAGACGGAAGCUCUCCUGAGGCCCCUGGUCGACACAGUUCUCCUCACCCUGACCACUCCUCUGAUU
Oncorhynchus masou masou (cherry salmon) is the source of this 1601-nucleotide messenger RNA. RefSeq lists its product as uncharacterized. The coding region runs from base 1 to 1497 and encodes 498 amino acids. The record is from RefSeq and is a predicted model, not a curated record. The transcript has 5 exons. NCBI's taxonomy places the organism in Eukaryota, Metazoa, Chordata, Actinopteri, Salmoniformes, Salmonidae.